Messenger RNA from Pochonia chlamydosporia 170, 1269 nucleotides. Its product is annotated as oxidoreductase. The record is from RefSeq and is a predicted model, not a curated record. NCBI's taxonomy places the organism in Eukaryota, Fungi, Ascomycota, Sordariomycetes, Hypocreales, Clavicipitaceae. The coding region runs from base 1 to 1269 and encodes 422 amino acids. Gene Ontology annotation, molecular function: oxidoreductase activity. Gene Ontology annotation, biological process: retrograde transport, endosome to Golgi. The transcript is spliced from 3 exons. Gene Ontology annotation, cellular component: late endosome; cytoplasm.
AUGGACGGAAAGCGCAAUAUUGUCAUUGUCGGAGGCGGCAUCAUUGGCUGCACGACGGCCUACUACCUGACUCGCCAUCCAAAGUUUAACCCGGCCCUGCAUACAAUUACUCUCCUCGAGGCCGGCCCGUCGUUGGCAGGCGGCGCUUCUGGCAAGGCUGGUGGUCUGUUGGCUCUGUGGGCAUACCCUGCCAGCAUUGUGCCUCUAUCGUACAAGCUGCACGCCCAACUGGCAGCGGACCACGACGGCGCGCAGAAAUGGGGCUACAGGAGGCUGCAAUGCGGGAGCUUCGAGGCCGUCGUGUCAAGGACGAAGCUCAGGGAGAUGCAGCAGUUUAAGGACGGAGGGGACAGGGAGUGGCAAAAAUUACCAAAGCAGGAUGCCGCCGCAAAAGAGCUGUUGCAAGACGGUAUACUGCCCAGAGAAUUGGACUGGGUUGAUCGGGAUUUGAUAACGAGCUGGGCAGAGAUGGGCGGCCCUGGCACCACGGAGACCUCACAAGUGCACCCAUUUCACUUUACCACGUCGAUUGGUCAACUGGCGCAAGCGGCCGGCGUUGACAUGAGGAUGCAUGCCAAGGUGACCAAGAUUGUCUCGUCGAAAGCAUCUGUUGACAAGGUUGAAUACCUCGAUAGAAGUACGGGAGAGACGAUUGAAAUCAAGGACCCGACUGAUGUCAUUGUCACUGCUGGUCCCUGGACGGGCAGAUUACUGCCGCGGGCAAAGGUCGAGGGCCUACGAGCACAUAGCGUCGUUUACGAUGCCAACGUGUCGCCGUUUGCCGUCUUUACUGAUAUACAGCUGCCCAGCGACUAUGUCCCGGAGCACCGGGCAAAGCUGGGCCAAAGAAGGAUGCACAAGAACCACGUCGACCCCGAGAUUUACGCACGACCAUUUGGCGAGGCAUACGCGUGUGGUGAGCCGGAUACAACCGUUCCGUUGCUGGACACUGUCGACCAGGUCGAGUGCGACGAAGCGCAAUGCGACGACAUCAUCGCGUACAUCAGCACAUUCAGCCCAGUCUUGGCCGCUGCGCCCAUCAAAGCCAAGCAAUCAUGUUACUUGCCACGACACAUGCGUUUCGGACAGGAGAGCGGCCCAUUGAUGGGACCGACGACGGUACCCGGCCUGUGGGUUGCUUCCGGCCAUACGUGCUGGGGGAUUCAAAAUGGUCCAGCAACGGGCAAAUUGAUGUCGGAGUAUGUGUUUGACGGGGAGGCCAAGAGUGCCAAUAUAGAAAAGUUGGAUCCACGGAAGUUUAGGGUAUGA